Spinacia oleracea (spinach) is the source of this 1998-nucleotide messenger RNA. RefSeq lists its product as uncharacterized. NCBI's taxonomy places the organism in Eukaryota, Viridiplantae, Streptophyta, Magnoliopsida, Caryophyllales, Amaranthaceae. The record is from RefSeq and is a predicted model, not a curated record. The coding region runs from base 1 to 1998 and encodes 665 amino acids. The transcript has 2 exons.
AUGCCCUUAACACUGCCACCUCCUCUGCAUGAACCAGAAAUCCCUUUGGCAGCUACUAAUCAACCCUUGCCCACCGAACCCUUGCUUCUGCCCCCGGCUCACUAUUGCCCCAAGUGCAAUGCAAAGAAAUUUGCUUAUGAGUCACCUGCUUUCUGUUGUGGGAAUGGAGAAGUUGAGAUAGCUACCAAUGACUACCCUCCUGAACUUGUAAGGCUCUUCACUUCACAAGAUGAAGAUGCCUUACAUUUCAGGAAAUACGCAAGACUUUAUAAUAACAUGUUUGCGUUUAGUUCCCUUGGAGGGGCAGUUGAUGCAAAGACUGAAAAGGGAAUCUAUGUAUUUAAGUUACAUGGGCAAAUUUACCAUUACAUUCCUGAUUUACUUCCUAGCAAUGAGACCCUUAAGUACCUACAACUUUAUUUUUAUGAUGGCCAACAUGAAAUUUCAAAUCGAUUAGGCUGUUUUCCAGAAUUAAGAGAGGACGUAAUUAAUAUCCUCAUGGAUGUUACAAAAACAAAUCCUUAUGCUAGGUUUUUUCGGUGUUUGAAAGAAAUGAAUAUUGAUGAAAAUACCCAGAUUAUACUUAAUAAGAAUACAGUGCCUGACCAACGAGUUUAUAAUUCUCCAACCUCUGAUGAAGUUGCUGUUAUUUGGCCUGAAGCCACAUCCUCCAGUGAAUCUAGCAACCCUCAUAUCCUUGUGUCUGGGAAGUCUAAUAAGUCACAUAUGAUCAUGCACUAUUAUGGCUGCUAUGACCCACUCCAGUAUCCACUUUUGUUUCCCCGUGGCGACUGUGGUUGGAACCAGGGCCUGAAAAAAAUGUCUACCGGUGGUAGGAGACAGAUACGAGUACAGCAGGAUCCCGUCCAAUCUUGUGCUGUGCACACUGCUGAAGAUCUUUUGUCUAAGGAGGCCAUACGUGCAACAACGGGGCGCACUAAUACAGACAAGCAUAUCUCUGCGAGGCAGUAUUAUGCGUAUAAGCUCCAAAGACGCCCCAACAAUCUGCUUCUUAGAGCUGGCCGUUGUCUCCAGCAAUACAUUGUUGACAUGUAUGUCAAGGUUGAGAAUACGCGCCUUGACUUCUUCCGUAACAACCAGGACACUAUAAGGGCAGACUUGUAUCAAGGGAUUCUGGACACUGUGGAAAGGGGGGAAAAUAGUGCAGCUAAUGUAGGGCAUCGUGUAGUACUGCCCCCGACUUUCAUUGGAGGCCCUCGGGACCUUAAGAAAAGGUACUUAAACGCAAUGGCGCUUGUGCAGCGAUAUGGGAAGCCUGAUCUUUUUGUGACAAUGACAUGUAACCUAAACUGGCAAGAGAUCAAACAAGAGCUCGCUGUCGGGGAAGAAGCUCAGAACAUGCCUGAUCUGGUGUCAAGGAUUUUCCGAGCAAAAUUGUUGGCCCUCAAAAAAUUGAUAAUGCAGAAACAUGUAUUUGGUGAAGUUGCUGUCAUGAUUUACGUCGUUGAGUUCCAAAAGCGAGGUUUGCCUCAUGCGCAUUUUCUCAUCAUCCUCACUCCUGCUUCCAAGAUCAAGACUCCUGCCGAUUAUGACAAAUUUGUUUCUGCUGAAAUACCCUCCGUGGAAUCUCCUCGCCUACGGAAGAUCGUUCUCAAGCAUAUGAUGCAUGGGCCUUGUGGAAAGUUAAACCCUAACUGCCCGUGCAUGAAACGCACAGGGAAUAAGGAACACUGUAAAAGUGGAUACCCAAAGCAAUUUUGUGAUGAGACAACCACCAAUGCUGAUGGUUUCCCGGUGUAUAAGCGAUCAUCAACUGGUGAAACAGUUCCCAUUCGCAGAGCUAAUCUAGAUAAUAGGUGGGUUAUUCCGUACAACCCGUACCUCUCAUCUUUGUUUGAUUGUCAUCUUAACGUCGAGGUUUGUUCAAGCAUACAAGCAGUCAAGUACUUAUAUAAGUACGUUUACAAGGGCCAUGAUAGAAUCUCAUUCAACGUUGUGCGGGACGGUGAACGCGGAGCUGUCGAUGAAAUAGAAUAG